Molecule: messenger RNA, 2076 nt
Organism: Mercurialis annua (annual mercury)
Lineage: Eukaryota; Viridiplantae; Streptophyta; Magnoliopsida; Malpighiales; Euphorbiaceae
Product: RING-H2 finger protein ATL43
Exons: 1
Coding region: 343-1920 (525 amino acids)
Source: RefSeq, a predicted model, not a curated record
AGAUAGAUAAAUAUUAAAUAGUUUGUGUUGUGUUAAAACAUGCGUCACGUGUUUGGUCCUUGUCUUUCAUACUUACCGUUGAUUCGCCUUUUCUGAGGCUCAUAUCAACUCCUCUCCUCUUCUUCUUCUCUCACCAUCAAAUCAAAUCCAAGUUUUUUUAACUCAAAAUUUUAUUCUAGUUGGUUAAAAAAAUGAAAUUCAGUUAUUGAGAGACUUUUUCACUUUUAAACUUUUAAAUUUUGUCUGGCUCUUCUUUUUGUGUUUUUCUUUUCUCUCCACUUCCAUUAAAGAAUCCAUCUUUUUUUUUCUUGGUGUUUAGCUUCACACUUCUUCACACACACCAUGAAAAACAAAAACGCUCUCUUUAUAUUUUUCUUCUUCUCAUUCUCUCUAUUUCAGCCGCUAUUUGCCGACGUUGAUUCAAGAAUAACUCCUCCGCCAGAUGCUUCUCAUUCUCAAAUGAUUAUCCCCAACACCACCUCCUCCUCCUCCUCUUAUUCCGAUUCCACAGCUCCAUUUCCGCCUCCGCCGCCGAAUAAUAACUCAUCAACCCCCUUCAAACCCAGCAUUGCUGUAAUAUUCGGCGUUUUAACCACCAUGUUUUCCAUCACCUUACUUCUCCUCCUCUAUGCUAAACAUUGUAAGCGGUCUAAUUUUUACCAUAAUGGCGACGCUGCUAGACCUGGCGGCGGAGCCGCCACCGCCCCAGAAGGAAGGAAGAACUCCGGUAUUGAUAGAGCAGUGAUUGAGUCGUUGCCCAUCUUCAGAUUUAGCUCACUUCGUGGACAAAAACACGGGCUCGAAUGCGCUGUCUGUUUAACCAAAUUUGAUCCGCAAGAAGUUCUCAGAUUAUUACCGAAAUGUAAACAUGCAUUUCAUGUCGAGUGUGUCGAUACUUGGCUUGACGCGCACUCAACAUGUCCGCUCUGUCGCUACCGAGUCGACCCGGAAGACAUUCUCCUGAUCGAUCAGGAGAAUAUUAUCGCCCGGAAUAUCUUAUCGCCACCACAGCAGAAUGAACAACCGCGACAGGAUCUUAAAGAAACGGUUAAAAGUAACAGAGCACGGAGAAUCUCCGGCAGACAUUCUUCUGCCGGAGAGAAGGCAACCAAUGGGUUUGAUCUGAAGCAGAUUGUAGUUCAACGACCGUGUGUUGUGUCCGAACGUGUUCCUCAAACGACAGUGUCAUCGACCUCAACGUCGUCGUUUGCUAGAAGGUCGUUAGAUAGUUAUAAUAACGGUUUGAAAAAGAAGAAUAGUAACAGUAUUAGUAGUAUCAGUAGGAGUAGUCAUGAGUCGGCAUCGGUGGCCGUUGGAUGCUUCGAUAGAUUUCAGUCAAAUAAUCAACGAAAAGACGGUCUUCUCCUCUUGACCACAACCAACGGCGACGAUCAUCAUGCUGAUGAUGAUCGCAGCGGAUCUAAGAGAGCAUCAGCGACAGGGAAUGCGGGCGCAGGUGUGGACAAGACAAGAUUUGAGCACAGAAUAAUUGUCUCAGGAAAUGGGAGUGGUAGUUGUGGUGGGUUCCAUAGUCAUCAAAGAUGGAGCGACGUACAGCCGUCAGAUCUUCUGUAUCUACGGUCAGAAAUGAUAAUUAGUGACAGCCGUAGAUUAUCAGGGACAGCAUUGGGAUCUAGACGGGGGAGAGAGCAGCAGCAGCAAGUUGACAAUAAUAAUAGGAGUUGCAGUGAAGAAGGUGGUGAUGGCAGAAGUGUAAUAAAUUCGAGAAGCGUGUCGGAAAUCACGGGGUUGAACAGGUUUUCAGAGAGUGAUAGCGUGAACAGCCGUCAGCAUCGAGAACGACAGGCGGGUGUUGUAUCAAGAUGGUUGGCUUGGAUUUCUUCUCAGUCACACCCUGCUGUACGGUCCCUCCGUACUACUACUACUAGUACAAAUACUCCUCUCAACGCUGCCGUUUAGUAAUAAAAAAAUUAAUUAAUUAAUUAGUUAGUUUUCUUAAUUUAUACUUUGCAUUUAGUACAUUAGUAAUUUUAUUUAGCUCCAUAGAAUUAAUUUUUAGGAACACAAUGUAGUAUUUGCAUUAGUUUUUAUUUUCACCAUUUAAUAUUCUUUUUA